Megalops cyprinoides (Indo-Pacific tarpon) is the source of this 2814-nucleotide messenger RNA. It is a transcript of the gene cep89, whose product is annotated as centrosomal protein 89. The transcript is spliced from 20 exons. Lineage: Eukaryota; Metazoa; Chordata; Actinopteri; Elopiformes; Megalopidae. Gene Ontology annotation, cellular component: centriole; ciliary transition fiber. The record is from RefSeq and is a predicted model, not a curated record. The coding region runs from base 117 to 2717 and encodes 866 amino acids. Gene Ontology annotation, biological process: mitochondrion organization; chemical synaptic transmission; cilium assembly.
CUUUCAAUGACAUUAACGGUAGUGUGGCACUAAAGCAGAAUUGCCUCAGCUAAUGUUAUCCGGUAGCGUUAAGCUAACUUCAGAGCGCUUUCCAAGAAGAUUUGAACUUUGCAACGAUGUCUAAAUUCAGCUUCAGAAGAAAUGACAAAAUGGCAUUUAAGCACAUAGCUCAUGGCUUGAUCCCUGCCGCCACCAUUGCUCCCAGGCCUGCCGUUCCCCGCACCCCUCCCCCUCGCAGCCCAUACCCCUCUCCAGAACGACCCAGGUCUGCUUUGGCAGCUGCCAUUUUGUCCUCCUCAUUGACUGGCCGCACAGUGGCCAUCCCUCCACCAAGACAGAGGUCUUACUCAGAGAGUGAAUGCUCUCGGUCUGAAAGCCGGUCAGCUGUGGAGCCUUAUGCCAGCACUGCAGAGUACACAAGGGAUAGGUGGUCCAGGUCUAUGGCUGGUAGGCCCCGCUUGCCUUCUCCUGAGCAUUCUGAUGAAGUGUACAAUGAUGAUGAAGCGGAAGAGUUAGAGAGAGAAGUGCUUUCAGACCCGGAUGAAGGCCACAUCUAUCAGUCUUUGGAAAGGCAGAGGGGGAAUCUGGUUAAAACUGAUAUCUACGCUGUGCCACUGAAACAGGGAGCUGGUCAGUCAGGGGUUAGUGAUAUCACUGAAGACUCUGUGUACGCUUUAGAGUCCGCUCACCACACAGAAGAGGACACUGGUCUGCAGGAAACGGGUUCAUCACACAAAGUGGAGCAGAAGCCCUCAACUAAGAGAACAGUAUCAUCUCCAGAUUUGACAGACAAUUUAAUGGAGUCUCCCAAAACAAACCCAAGUUCACCCAGAAAGAAACUGCUAUCAAAGAAGAGCUCAGUGAGAGACAUCAGAUCAGUGGAGGAUGAUGCGUACAGAGAGGUGCUGGAAAUGCAGAAGGAGCUUGUGAGAGGAUUGAGGGAGCAGAACCAGGGGCUGGUUGCAGAAAAUCGGAUGCUGGUGCAGAAAUGCAAGGAGCAGAGUCAACAACUGCAGAAGAGCCAGGAGUGCCUGCAGCAACUGGAGCAGCAGUACAAGAAGGUGCAGGCCACCAGGGACAGAAGCCCCCCUGCAGAUGAGCGAACAGAGCUGCACAUCCUCCGCCAACAAGCCCAGGAACUGGUGGAUGAGAACGAUGGCCUGAAAAUGACUGUCCAUCGCCUCAAUGUGGAGCUUAGCCGAUAUCAAGCAAGAUUCAGACCACUGACUAAGGAAGAGAGCACCAGGAUCAAUGCUUUGCCUCUGAAAGGACCUGCACCACCCUGGCUGCUGGACAUGAAAUAUUUAUCUCCACUCUUGCUGGCAUAUGAAGACAGGCUCAAUGAAAAGGAAUCUCUAAUAAAGGCUUGUGAGGAGGAUCUGAAGAAUAUCCGUGACCGUGCAGAGCAAGUGGUGCAGGAGAACGAGAAGCUCCAUGAACAGCUGGGGAAGGCAAAGGGUGUCAGUCAGAAGGAGUGGCGCCAGCUGCAGGAUCAGGCCAAGCUGGUGCUGAAAGAGAACCAGGUGCUGAUGGAACAGCUGGAGGUACAGCAGGUGAAAGCCAAGGAGAGUCACGGUCGCCACAUACAGGAAGUGUCUAAGGUAUCCAAAGAGCUCAUCCUGUUGGAGGCAGAAAAGCAGAGCCUGCAGGAGGAGCUGUGUGAGGCUCGCAGGGAGCUGCAGGCUCUCCGGGUGCAGCACCAGCAGGUCCUCUCCACCCUAGAGAAGGCAGUCAGCUGGGAGGAGCACUGCACCAUCACCAGCAAGUUAAAACGGCAGCUUGAACAAAUGGAGGAGAGCAAGAAGAGGGAAGUGGAGGACUUGAUGGAGAGAGUGGCAUCCCUCCAAACAGAAAAGAAAAGUCUGCAGCUGGAGAAAACUAACCUCACUGCAGAUAUUAAGAGUGUUGAGACUGAGCUGGAAAUAUCACGCCAUUCCAACAGAAAAGCCCAGAGGAAAAUAGGGCUGCUAAAGCAGCAGGUGGAGGACUCCUUGGAUAAGGAGCUGACAGCCCACCACUACCUGAGCAGCAUUGUGACACUGGCAGAGAAGACCAAGCAGGAGAGGGACCACCUCAUACACAUGGCCUCAGCAUUGGAACAGGACAAGCAGGGAGUUCUCACCCAGUUCGUCAAGGGCACUGUGCGUCUCGGAAAGCUGCAAGAAAAGGUCAAGGUGUACAAAAAGCAGGCAGCCACCAGGCUGGGAGUCAUGGGCCACCGGCUGCAAGAGCAGGAGGACGACUUUGCUGGGAAGGCUGCAUCUUACCAGAGAGAAAUCCGACACCUCCAGCGGCUGCUGCGAGACAAGCAGGAAGCUCUGGACGGAGUGCUGCAGCAGAAAAGAGCAGUGGAAGGUGAACUGGAGAUCGUGUGGGAGUCCACGACCAGGGAGAACCAGAGGAUUAAGGAGGCCCUGUUUGAGACCAUCACCAGGGGACCUAGGACAGAAGACCUGGAGCAAAACCAGACACCUCUCACAGGGUUUCACUCACUGGGCUUUAUGGAGGGGCCUUCCCUGGGCUGGAGGUCCCAACAGCAAAAUGAGCUCUCUCCACAGACCCAGCCUGGGAGCUCCACCCCUCCUCCUCUUACCUCCCGCCAGGGCACAGCCAUGCCAGGAGUCCAUCGUAGCCCAAUGUUUGAGUCCGACUCGGACCAGCAGCAAAACCCUUCCUCUGAUGAGAGUGAAAAGAACGGCCUGGACUUCUACUCGUAGACGUGCUAGGUUUGACUGGCUCCCCACAAACUGUAGAAUUCACAUUCAAAGUACUCAAAAGUCUUAACAUUUCAAUCCAUGCAUCUGUAUAUGUCUG